AUGACUAGCCCCUGUGUUGACCAAACUUGUCCCAAAACCUCUUCCCCACGUCAAGAAUCAUUGCUUGUUUCGGGCUCGAACACCAUGGUCAAGACCAGGAAGCGUUCCAAGAAGACAGCCGUGACCGAAAAUCACACAUUUUCUGAACCGGCAGAACUAUCUCCGUCCACGAAAGGAAUCAACAGCUCGGGGCUGGCAAUCUUUCCUGACGAGCUACUCCUCGAGAUUAUGUCCUAUUACCCUGCACUCCCCCUUCCAAGUGCCGGCAUAAGCUCGAAUGACAUCGAUUUGUCUGUUGCGCGACGCGAGUUGCUCCUAGCGUUAUCUGGAACAUGCAGCAACCUGCGUAGGUUUUUCCGACCAUACGCGUGGCAACGCAUAGAAGUCUGUCGGGACAUGACAGUCAACGGAUGCAUAUUGCGCGGUGGGGGCGUUUCUGAGAACAAGGAGAUCAACCUGGAACUGGUCCGACCGCUUGAGAUUGUCACGAUUCGCGAUCCUAGCCUGGCCGAGUUUGUCCAGGUCGUGAAUGUUCAAAUAAUGGAUACUUCCAUCGACUCCGUUCUGCGAGAGCUUGCCCGUUGCAUGGCUAUGUUUCCCAACCUCCAUACAGUGAGAUUAGUCAUUUCCUUCGGUGCUCAUAAGAAAGGGAGAGAGACACCUGUGAAAAACGCCUUCAAGAACCAUGCAUAUCCUCAGAUCAAGAAUUUGGUGCUUGAAAAGUUUGCCUACCCAUUAAUGCUGUCCUGCCACCGAGUCCAAAGCGUCAAGAGCCCUUGGUCAUACCCCUGGUGGAAUUCAGACCCGCGAUACAGAGAAUUUGCUGCCUCGACUCCGUCGCUGGAAGACGUUGGAUACCGAUUUUCCUCUUCCACAUGUUCUGACCUUUAUCUCUUCCCCAAUCUCCGGAUGGUCUCCUGUGACAUGGGCUUCUAUCCCCCAGACACUCACAGUCAGGCGUUCAAACUCUUCAGUGCCCUUUCGGGACUUCCACACUUGAAGACCAUCAAGGCGUGGAUUCCUUCUAACCAACGUUCAAUGAAUGCUGGUCUUUCUUGCGAGGAAAUACUUGGCCGACUGAAGAAGAUCCUGCUCGACAUCCAGAAGGUUGAUCACGAAGAUAAAAUAAUCAUGCACUACGACCGUUCCCACAUAGCUGAAAAGGUCAUACACCUCCGUUUUUCAAAGAGGCCAGUUGAGGAGGUGCACAAUCAGUGUUGA
Messenger RNA from Cyclocybe aegerita, 1221 nucleotides. NCBI's taxonomy places the organism in Eukaryota, Fungi, Basidiomycota, Agaricomycetes, Agaricales, Hemipholiotaceae. The record is from the annotation of a GenBank genome assembly.